Molecule: messenger RNA, 2659 nt
Organism: Schistocerca americana (American grasshopper)
Lineage: Eukaryota; Metazoa; Arthropoda; Insecta; Orthoptera; Acrididae
Gene: bma
Product: protein kinase domain-containing protein ppk32
Exons: 19
Coding region: 1-2604 (867 amino acids)
Biological process (GO): protein phosphorylation
Molecular function (GO): protein kinase activity; ATP binding
Source: RefSeq, a predicted model, not a curated record
AUGGCCGCAGGGCUGCGCUGUCUCCAGCGCCGCGCCUCCAAGCUCCAGCCGUCCAGACCGCUUAGCGCGCGCUGCCCGCCGCUGAUAUUGCGCGAGGCGGCGUGGGGUGGGAAGCGGCCAGCAUGUGCUCUGAGGCACUCCUCGCGCCCGCCCGGCCGCCUGCGCUCGCUGCUCAUUACGCGCAGAAUCACGGAGGCGCUGUCUUUCCUACACUACUCGGGACACGUGCUGCACCGCAACGUCUGCCCCUCCAGCAUCCUCGUCACCAAGAAGGGCACCUGGAAGCUGGGCGGCCUCGAGUUCACCGGUGAGUACCGCUCACUUGUCUUCUGCCCCGACGCCGCCUCUCGGCGGCAGGUGACGGGUCGUCUCGACUUCAGCACAGAGGACGCUGCACGCGGCGGCGGCCGCCGCCACAGGUCGCGGGCCCGAGCAGCAGGUGUCGACCCCAGGUAUCGAUCGGCCGCCCUCGCCCUCGCCUCGCCCGCUCCGCCGCGGCACUCUGCUAUAUUUAGUAAGCGAGCUGCGCCAGGGCCACCCUGCCCAGGCGGCCUGCAGGCCGGGCCGCGCCGCGCCAAGCGCCCAACUCUUGGCAGCGGCCGAGGGCGCGGGCGCUGCUCCACCCUCCCACUGUCAGCCAGCGGGACAUUACACUCAAGAGCUGGAACAUUACCACCACCGCCCACCGCGGGCACGCGAACUAAUCGCGUGAACGACAUGGACGGCCUGGAGUCGGUGCCGUGUCAGCCGUGGUCGAGCCGCCUGCCCAAGAUGGCGCAGCCAGACCUCGACUACAUCGCGCCCGAGGUGCAGACGACGUCGUCGUGCAGCAUCCUGAGCGACAUGUUCUCGCUUGGCAUGGUCAUCUGCUCCAUCUUCAACCAGGGCCGGCCGCUCAUACAGGCCAACCACAGCGCGUCCACCUAUCUCAAGCAGCUAGAAGUGCUGGAGGAGCAGGUGCACAACGUGCUGCCGCGGGUGCCGGUGCCGCUGCAGGAGGCGGUGGUGCGCCUGCUGAGCCGCGACACGCGCCAGCGGCCCACCGCCCAGCUGCUGUCCCUCAUCAAGUACUUCAGCACCGACCCCUCGGUGCACGCGCUUCAGUUCCUGGACGUGAUCAACAUGAAGGACCCCACCCAGAAGUCGCACUUCUACCGCAACACGCUCAAGGACGUGCUGCCCUACGUGCCCAGGAAACUGUGGUUCCAGCACGUGUGGCCGAGCCUGCAGCAGGAGAUGAAGACGCAGGAGGUGCUGGCCGCCGUGCUGCAGCCCAUCAUCUUCCUGGUCCAGGAGUGCACCAUCGAGGAGUACGAGUCCAUCAUCCUGCCCGCCUUCAGGAGUGUCUUCUCGAUCCCGAAGUCGAUCCAGGCGACGGUGACUCUGCUGGAGAACCUGCACGUCAUCCUGGAGAAGACGCCGCGGGACGACAUCCGCAGCGAGGUGCUGCCCAUGCUCUACAACGCCUUCGAGAGCACCACCAUACAAGUGCAGAGCGCGGCGCUGGUGGCGGUGACGAACGUGUCCGAGUACCUGGACGAGACGGCGGUGCGGCGCAUGGUGCUGCCCAAGACCAAGGCCGUCUACGAGAAGAACACGGCCGACCUCAAGCUCGUGAUGAACGUGCUCAGCUGCAUCGAGAAGACGCUGGACAAGCUGGACAAGUCGCAGAUCAUCGACGAGGUGCUGCCGCUGCUCUGGGACGUCCGCCUCGCCGACCCCGAGAUCACCAUCCGCGUCGUCAACAUCUACCGGCUGAUGCUGAGCGACAAGAAGUACGGCCUGUCGGUGAACCUGAUGGCGACCCGCGUGAUGCCGUCGCUGCUGCCGCAGACGGUCAACCCGAGCCUCAACCUCGACCAGUUCACCAACCUCCUCGAGGUACUGCAGGAGAUGCUCGACCACAUCGACAGGAACCAGCGCAACAAACUGAAGUUGGAUAACCUGACACUGCCAAGCCCAGAGCGCCACCGCCCACUGCGCCACCAGUACAGCUCAGAUAACAUGCACGUGCCACCCUUCAACAUCCCCAACCUGCGCAUCGAGCAGCGCAAGACCUCCAGUGCCGAGGACAUGGCACGCAAGAACUCAGCUGACUCAGGUGUGCUAGGUGGCUGGUGGUUUGGUGCAUCACCAUCGUCACCAGACAGCAACUUCCUGCGCGUACAUAAUGCCUUCCCCAACCGGCGGCUGUCGGACAAUGCACUCAUGAUGCCACCCAAGAUCCGCGUGGCACCUAGCUGCGCCUCGUCGCCUGGUGGCACGCCUGGCGGUGGCCUGCCCGUGCGCCGGCAUUCCAGCAUUGGCCCACAGGAGCGGCGUGGGUCUGCUGUCAACCUGUCGCCACCAACGGGAUCAGGUCUCCACUACAGUUCAGUGUCCAGGGAAGGUUCCAGUCUGUCUGUGCCAUCGACGUAUCUUGCACGGAGCAUGAUCGGGGGAAGCAUGCCAAACACAAGCAGCAGUGUUCCAUUCUUGCUGAGUUCCAGUAUGAGCAGCAUACGCUCACGGCGACCAUCCGCAUGCUUGUCCAGCUCUCAAGGAUCAGGACUACUGCAGCAGCUUGGAUCAGGCAUGUAUCAGCUAUUUUCUGGAAGAUCAUAGACAGAUCAGUGAUUAUGCGAAGACUAUGCAAACCAAAAUAUUUCUUGCAAUAAAG